This is a messenger RNA of Fusarium coffeatum, 1587 nucleotides long. RefSeq lists its product as uncharacterized. The transcript is spliced from 3 exons. Gene Ontology annotation, molecular function: ATP binding; protein kinase activity. The record is from RefSeq and is a predicted model, not a curated record. Gene Ontology annotation, cellular component: cytoplasm; nucleus; site of double-strand break. The coding region runs from base 1 to 1587 and encodes 528 amino acids. Gene Ontology annotation, biological process: mitotic G2 DNA damage checkpoint signaling; protein phosphorylation. NCBI's taxonomy places the organism in Eukaryota, Fungi, Ascomycota, Sordariomycetes, Hypocreales, Nectriaceae.
AUGUCGCAAUUGGAUCCUUUGCCCAAUGAUCUUCCUUUCCGGAUCGUUUCCAAGACCGUGGGUCGAGGAGCAUAUGCGUCCAUCAAAAAAGCCAUCCCACUAGAUGCACCAACGCCAAUAUUUGCUGUUAAACUGAUUCACAAGGGCUACGCUGUCAAACAUGGCCGCAUAUCCACCAAACAGCUCGCCAUGGAGGUGUCUCUUCACUCACAUAUCGGCCAGCACCCCAACAUCAUCGAGUGGUUUGCUUCGGGAGAAGACGAUAUAUGGCGAUGGAUUGCCAUGGAGUACGCAGAGGGUGGUGAUCUAUUUGACAAGAUUGAGGCUGAUGUAGGCGUGCGAGAAGAUAUCGCUCAAGUCUACUUUGUCCAACUCAUCGGCGGCGUGAGCUUCAUGCACUCCAAGGGUGUGGCACAUCGUGAUCUCAAGCCAGAGAAUAUUCUACUCUCCUCAGACGGAUCCCUAAAACUUGCCGACUUUGGCAUGGCUACCAUGUUCGAGUACAAGGGCCAACGAAAGCAAAGUUCAACUCUAUGCGGCAGCCCCCCCUAUAUUGCCCCUGAGAUUCUUGCUUGUGGGCGUGCGGUGGACAAGAAGGCACCGGACGCUGCCAAGUACUCACCAGAUCUGGUUGAUGUAUGGUCUUGUGGUGUGAUCCUGUUCGUCCUACUCAUUGGUAAUACACCUUGGGAUGAGCCCUCGCCGGGCAGCUGGGAAUUCCAAGAAUAUGUGCGCACAUCUGGCCGCAGCACCGAUGCACUCUGGAGUAGGAUACCUGCUGAAGCCUUAUCGUUGCUCCGAGGAAUGAUGAGUAUCGACUCUUCAAAACGAUUCAACUUCACUCAAGUACGCCAGCAUCCUUGGUACACGAGACAUAAUGCCCUCCUCAGUGCGGACGGUCGAGUCACAGAUCCCAUUAACUUGGCGACACAAAUGCUGGAGAAUCUCCGCAUCGAUUUUACUCACCAGCCAACAUCGCAGCCUUCUUCCAGCGACCACAUGGACCUCGAUACCGGUCUAAAUGCUGGAAAGUUCUCCUCUACCCAACCCGAGACACCCAUUGCCGACAAGGAAUGGGAUUGGGAACGUCCACCACUAAAAUCCGUGGCCUCACCAGCAUCAUCGCUACCACAUUCUCGUCGAGCUAUGAUUGACACACUUGCUGAUGAGCCUACAAUGUCUCAAUUCUCGCAAACCCCCGGCCCUUCGAUGACUUUGACACAACAAGCCCGUCGGUUCCGCGAUAUCUGCCCACCAGAAUCUCUUACUCGCUUCUUCUCUGCUGUUCCACCAGCACACAUUAUCCAAAUGCUCAGCGAUGCACUCCAUCACCUCAACAUUCCAUCAGCUCCUGUUUUGCCAAACCCUUAUGGUAACCCAGUUGCCCAUAUGAAAGUCAAGGCUCUGGAUGGUCGCCAACAGAAUCUCCACGGCGAGAUCCAGAUCGACCGGCAGCCUUUGCACGAUGGCACUGAGCUUCUUGAUAUUCGAUUCGUCAAGGUCAAAGGAGAUCCUCUCGAAUGGCGACGAUUCUUCAAAAAGGUGGUUGUUUUGUGUAAGGACGGAGUUUACGUCCCGGAGUCUUAG